Nicotiana tabacum (common tobacco) is the source of this 1798-nucleotide messenger RNA. RefSeq lists its product as uncharacterized. Gene Ontology annotation, molecular function: zinc ion binding; ubiquitin protein ligase activity. The record is from RefSeq and is a predicted model, not a curated record. Gene Ontology annotation, cellular component: cytoplasm. Lineage: Eukaryota; Viridiplantae; Streptophyta; Magnoliopsida; Solanales; Solanaceae.
AAAAAAUCAAUGUAGCUCAAAAUGGCGGGAAAAUGUCCUUACAGCCCUUUUUGCCUCGAAAUAAAACCCUAACCUAAUUUUUACAGAGCAAUAGCUAUUCGUUGCGUAUUCUCUUCAAUUUCCCCAUGGAUACUAAUAGUAUUUUCACGGAUUCCACUGAUCGUUGCCUGUAGACACCUUUCUUCUUCUUCACGAAAUUAGGGUUUCGUGUGCCCUAGGGUUUUCCAACGGUGUUUUUGCUGUUUAAUUUAGUUUGAUUUGUGGCUUUUUUGUUAGAUUAAUUUAGGUUUUGAUUAUGGCUGAUGCAUUUGAAGAGGAAGGUGAUCAGACUGUUUCGAUUAAUGAGUAUCUCGAAGAUCUCGAAGAGCAGGAGCUGGAGGCGGAUCUGGUCUUAGGUGGUGAUGAAGGCAAGGAGUGCACCUAUAGUAAAGGUUAUAUGAAGAGACAAGCUAUUUUUUCUUGUUUGACAUGCACACCAGAUGGGAACGCUGGGGUUUGCACAGCUUGUAGCCUUUCUUGCCAUGAUGGUCAUGAGAUUUUGGAACUUUGGACGAAGAGAAACUUUAGGUGUGACUGUGGAAAUUCAAAGUUCGGGGAAUUCUUCUGCAAGCUUGACGCUAGCAAAGAUGUUGAAAACACGGAGAAUUCAUAUAAUCACAAUUUCAAAGGUUCAUACUGCACAUGUUGCCGGCCAUAUCCUGAUCCUGAUGUUGAAGACCAAUUGGAGAAUCUCCAAUGCUGUAUCUGUGAGGACUGGUUUCAUGAGGAGCAUCUUGGUCUUGAGUCCUCUGAUAUGGUUCCAAGGGAUGAAAAUGGGGAGCCUCAAUUUGAGGAUUUAAUCUGCCAGGGAUGCGCAGCUAUUUGUUCUUUUCUAAAGCUAUAUCCUCAUUCUAUAUUUGCACCGGUUCAGCAGCACACUGCUACAAACUCUUCGAAGGACAAGGAGGUGGUUGAAGAUGCACCCUCGACUGUGGGAUCUUCUGAGGAGCUUAACAGUGGAAGUUCCUCAAUUGAGACUCCUGUAACUGAGGAUAAUCCUAAAAAAGACUUCACCGGGAAGGCUGUUGUUGGAGAAAAUGUUGCAACAAACACAAUUCUGAAUCAGUGUAACCAAAUUGCUGGUCCUAGUACCAAAUGUGUCCUUGGACUGAACUUGUUAGAAGCUCCAAUUCGCCUUGAGAAAAGCAAGCCAAUGUUCCUUUCUAACGACUGGAGAGAAAUUCUCUGUAGGUGUCCAAAUUGCACAGAAUUCUACAAACAGAAAGGGCUUGCCUUCUUACUUGAAAGAGAGGAUACAAUUGCAGAAUAUGAGAAAAUGGCAAAGCAGAAGAGAGCUCAACAUGAGCAAGAACUUAGUGCUGAGAUGCUUAAUAAACUGGGCCACGUUGGGAAAAUGGAGGUUUUGACUGGCAUUGCUUACCUUAAAGACGAGAUCGGUACCUACCUGGCAUCCUUCGAUCCAUCAAAGCCAGUUACAUCUGCUGACGUUCAUAAGAUUUUUGAGAAUCUUGCCCAGAAGCGCAGGCGUAUGACUUAAGUUAUUUUGAAUGUUCAAGAAAGGUAGCUUUGCAACUGCACAUCGAGUGUAGUUAGUUUUGCUGCUCAACACUGAAUCAUGUACUAGCAAUUUUAACUGCUCUAUAUAUGUACCAAGGGGAAUUCUUAGUGUGCUUUACUAUCUAAGUUUAGCUUUAUCAUAUUGUCUUACCUAUAGUGAGAGUACGAUCAUGUUGUUAAGCUCAAAGAACUCCUUUAUGCUAGAAAGUUUCUAUUGGAUCAAAAUUUCUCGUUCAUCUUA